CAUCCUGCAGUAGCGGGGAUGGGGUGGGAAUGAGGGAGAGAGUGAGGACGCCCGGCUCGAGAGCGAACGGGAAGCCUCUGCAAGUCCCCCAUCUCAGCCACACAGGUUGGGGUCUGUCUAGGUCUGCUCUAUGGACUAGUGUGGGCGGCAGGCUCUUUUCUGUCCCUGCCUUGCGGCCCGCUGUCUUCCCUCCCCUCCUUGGAGAGCCUCUGCAUCCCUCCCCCAAGGUGGAAUCAGCCGGCUGCAGGCUCCUGGGGGCGAGCGAUCGCCUGGCCCUGCCCUGCCCUGCCCACACCACACCAUGACCCUCUUGCUGUUGCCCCUCUUGCUGGCCACCCUGCUCCCCUCCAGCUCCUGUAACAAAGCCAACAAGCACAAGCCAUGGAUCGAGGCAGAAUACCAAGGCAUCGUCAUGGAGAAUGACAACACGGUCCUGCUGAACCCACCACUCUUUGCCUUGGACAAGGAUGCCCCCUUGCGCUAUGCAGGUGAGAUCUGUGGCUUCCGGCUCCAUGGGUCCGGGGUGCCCUUUGAGGCCGUGAUUCUGGACAAAGCAACUGGAGAAGGGCUGAUCCGGGCCAAGGAGCCAGUGGACUGUGAGGCCCAGAAGGAGCACACCUUCACCAUCCAGGCCUAUGACUGCGGCGAGGGCCCAGACGGGGCCAACACCAAGAAGUCCCACAAGGCGACGGUGCAUGUGCGGGUCAACGACGUCAAUGAGUUUGCCCCCGUGUUUGUGGAGCGGCUGUACCGGGCUGCCGUAACCGAGGGGAAGCUUUAUGACCACAUCCUGAGGGUGGAAGCCAUUGAUGGUGACUGCUCCCCUCAGUACAGCCAGAUCUGCUACUAUGAGAUCCUCACCCCCAACACCCCCUUCCUCAUCGACAAUGAUGGAAACAUUGAGAACACGGAGAAGCUGCAGUACAGUGGCGAGAGGCUCUACAAGUUCACGGUGACGGCUUAUGACUGCGGGAAGAAGCGGGCCGCAGAUGAUGCCGAGGUGGAGAUUCAGGUGAAGCCUACCUGUAAACCAAGCUGGCAAGGCUGGAACAAAAGGAUUGAAUAUGCACCAGGGGCAGGGAGCUUGGCUUUGUUCCCUGGCAUCCGCCUGGAGACCUGUGAUGAACCUCUCUGGAAUAUUCAGGCGACCAUAGAGCUACAGACCAGCCACGUGGCCAAGGGCUGUGACCGAGACAACUACUCAGAGCGGGCCCUGCGGAAACUCUGUGGUGCUGCCCCUGGGGAGGUAGAUCUGCUGCCCAUGCCUGGCCCCAAUGCGAACUGGACGGCGGGACUCUCGAUACACUACAGCCAGGACAGCAGUCUUAUCUACUGGUUCAAUGGCACCCAAGCUGUGCAGGUGCCCCUGGGUGGCACGGCUGGGCUAGGCUCUGGACCCCAGGACAGCCUCAGUGACCAUUUUACUCUGUCCUUUUGGAUGAAACAUGGUGUCACUCCCAACAAGGGCAAGAAGGAAGAGGAAACCAUCGUGUGUAACACUGUCCAGAAUGAGGAUGGCUUCUCUCACUACUCACUGACCGUCCAUGGCUGUAGAAUUGCCUUCCUCUAUUGGCCUCUGCUUGAGAGUGCCCGCCCAGUCAAGUUCCUCUGGAAGCUGGAGCAGGUCUGUGAUGAUGAGUGGCACCACUAUGCUUUGAAUCUGGAGUUCCCCACAGUCACACUUUAUGCCGAUGGCAUCUCAUUUGACCCUGCCCUCAUCCAUGACAAUGGUCUCAUCCACCCACCCCGAAGAGAACCCGCUCUAAUGAUUGGGGCCUGCUGGACUGAGGAAAAGAACAAAGAGAAGGAAAAGGGAGGAGACAACAGUACAGACAUCACACAAGGAGACCCCUUGCCGAUCCACCACUACUUCCACGGCUACCUGGCUGGUUUCAGCGUGCGCUCAGGCCGCCUGGAGAGCCGCGAGGUCAUCGAGUGCCUCUAUGCAUGCCGGGAGGGGCUGGACUAUAGGGAUUUCGAGAGCCUGGGCAAAGGCAUGAAGGUCCACGUGAACCCCUCGCAGUCCCUGCUCACCCUGGAGGGGGAUGAUGUGGAGACCUUCAACCAUGCCCUGCAGCACGUGGCUUACAUGAACACUCUGCGCUUUGCCACGCCCGGCGUCAGGCCCCUGCGCCUCACCACUGCUGUCAAGUGCUUCAGUGAGGAAUCCUGUGUCUCCAUCCCCGAAGUGGAGGGCUAUGUGGUGGUUCUUCAGCCUGACGCCCCCCAGAUCUUGCUAAGUGGCACUGCUCAUUUUGCCCGCCCGGCUGUGGACUUUGAGGGACCUGAGGGGAUCCCUCUGUUCCCCGAUCUUCAAAUCACUUGCUCCAUUUCUCACCAGGUGGAGACCAAAAAGGAUGAGAGUUGGCAGGGCACAGUGACAGACACACGCAUGUCAGAUGAGAUCGUGCACAACCUGGAUGGCUGUGAGAUUUCCCUGGUGGGGGAUGACCUAGACCCUGAGCGGGAAAGCCUGCUCCUGGACAUGGCAUCCUUGCAGCAGCGAGGGCUGGAGCUCACCAACACAUCCGCCUACCUCACCAUUGCUGGGGUGGAGAGCAUCACAGUGUACGAAGAGAUCCUGAGGCAGGCUCAUUACCGGCUAAGACACGGAGCUGCCCUCUACUCCAGGAAAUUCCGGCUGUCUUGCUCAGAAAUGAACGGUCGUUACUCCAGCAACGAAUUCAUCGUGGAGGUCAACGUCCUGCAUAGUAUGAACCGAGUGGCACACCCCAGCCACAUGCUCAGCUCCCAGCAGUUCCUGCACCGUGGUCACCAGCCUCCUCCUGAGAUGGCCGGACAUAGCUUGGCCAGCUCCCAUCGAAACUCCAUGGUCCCUAGCGCGGCAACUCUCAUCAUCGUGGUGUGUGUGGGCUUCCUGGUGCUCAUGGUCGUCUUGGGCCUCGUGCGCAUCCACUCCCUCCACCGCCGUGUCUCCGGGGCCGGCGGGCCUCCAGAGGUCUCCAGCGACCCCAAGGACCCUGACCUCUUCUGGGAUGACUCAGCGCUCACCAUUAUUGUGAACCCCAUGGAGUCCUACCAGAAUCGGCAGGCCUGUGUGGCGGGGGCUGCCGGUGGCCAGCAGGAGGACGAGGACAGCAGUGACUCAGAGGCGGCGGACUCCCCCAGCAGCAAUGAGAGACGCAUCAUUGAGACCCCUCCACACCGCUACUAAGGCUGCACCCCUCCCCGAACAGAGAAUUCUGCCCCGGUGAGACGGAGACACCCCCAGAAAAGAAACAAGGACAUUCUGAGAGAAGAGACCAAGAGGGAGAGAGCUCUUCAGAAUGAGUCGUCCUUUAAUCCCCAAAUCCCAGUGGCCCCGCUGGGAUCUGCCUCCUCUUGUGCCCCCAGCCCACCUCCCUCCUGUACCUCUGGGCUCCUGUUCCCCGGAAGACUCUGGCUGCCUUCUCUGCCCCCAAGACAGCGACGCCCUAGCUUGCCCAGGUCUCUGUCUCUCCCCUACCAACCAUGCUCUGUAUGGGGGCUGGGGACGUCAUUAGCAGCCAGGGGUGGGAUCGAAGGGAACCCUUCCCUACUCUCCUGUCCAUGGAGGCCUUCCUCCCUUGGGGCUCCCUCAGCUGGGCCUUUAUGGCUUCUCUUCUGUUCCCUCCCCUCUCUGUCUUUCCACGUCACUCUGGGGACCCCUGCUUCUUCAUCUUGCCCACUCUCCUUCCUUCUCUGUCCUCUUUCCUCUCUUCCCCUUGCCUGAGGUCCUACAGCCCCUGCCCCUUCCUGUGCGACCCGGCCAUGGCCAGGUUGUGGGGAUGGCGGAGGGAGAGUGGUGGGGGGGCCCAGGUAUUAUAUAUAAUGUAUAUUUUUUCAUGUUGCUGUGAGCGCAGCCCCUGUGUUCCGUGUGCAGCUCACAGCCUUGUGUGUGUGUGCGUGGCAUCGUCAUGUCCUGGGGUGGGGGUAGGGAGAUGGGUGUGGUGAGGGAGGGGAUACACCCUAGGGUUUUCAAAUAAAACAACCAGAAAAAG
Molecule: messenger RNA, 3980 nt
Organism: Mustela lutreola (European mink)
Lineage: Eukaryota; Metazoa; Chordata; Mammalia; Carnivora; Mustelidae
Gene: CLSTN3
Product: calsyntenin 3
Exons: 18
Coding region: 302-3175 (957 amino acids)
Biological process (GO): positive regulation of synaptic transmission; positive regulation of synapse assembly; homophilic cell-cell adhesion
Cellular component (GO): cell surface; postsynaptic membrane
Molecular function (GO): calcium ion binding; X11-like protein binding; kinesin binding
Source: RefSeq, a predicted model, not a curated record